AUGAUUACCUCAAACGUACAGAUUGCCAAGCCUUAUCCCUUGAAACAUCAUAGUCCAAGGCGUUUAGUCUUUGAUGUUGACUGUCAAAGAAUAAUAGAAGGCGAUGAACUCUACAUAAAACAUGCUAGAAAUGUAAUGAAAUCAAAGCAAUAUGAAUUUUCAAAUGAUGCAGAUAUGGAAAUGAAAGCUAAAAACUGUAAUAGAUUUUCUGAAAUUUACGACUAUGAAAAUUUCAUUGUCUCCAAGGAGGAGCUCAACUUUCCCCUUGCUUAUACAAUAUUGACACAUAAACAUGCCGUCCAAACUGAAAAACUUCUCCGAGCCAUCUACAGACCACACAACAUUUAUUGUAUUCACGUGGACAAGAGUUCUAGUGCAUCACUUCAUAAAGCCAUAAAGGCAAUAGCAAGUUGUUUUCCAAACGUCUUCAUUGUUUCGAAAGCUGAGGAGGUCAUUUAUGCAAGUUUUUCUCGGUUGCAAGCAGAUCUGAACUGUAUGACGGAUCUUUUGCAAACAACAAAGGUUCGUUGGAAAUACUUGAUUAAUCUACCGUCUCAGGAAUAUCCCCUCAAAACUAAUUUAGAAAUAGUUAAGAUUUUGAAACUUUUCCAUGGCAGAAGUAGUAUCGAGGUUCGUAGUGCUGAAAAAUGGCGUCAUCGCUUUCAAAGGUCACAUAAAGUCAUCGGUAAUAAGGUGAAACCUAUAAACAAGAGAAAGUAUCCGCCGCCCUAUAAUAUAACCAUAGCAAAAGGGAGUGCGUAUGGUGUAUUUAGUCGUAGUUUUGUGAAUUAUUCAAUCAAUGACAUCAGAGCUCAGAGACUUUUAGAAUGGUUAAAAGACACUUAUAGUCCUGAUGAAUUCUUCUGGGCGACUUUAGCAAAAAAUAGUCGCCUCAAUGUUCCAGGUGUCUUCUACAAUAUUGUAGGUGUGAACGUAAGGAGAUUAUGGAUCGCUGUAACCGUGUCCUGGAAUGUGGAGCGUAAAUGCCAUGGGAAAUACGUCCACUUCAUCUGUGUGUUUGGCAUCGGCGAUUUGAAUAAACUGGUGUCGAAGAAAAACCUUUUCGCAAACAAGUUUUACUAUGACUAUCAGCCUUUGGCUUUACAGUGUCUGGAGGAAUGGCAUUUAAAUAAAACUUUCACUGAAGCACACGUUGAUGCUAAUUAUCAUAGAUAUUUAUAA
Messenger RNA from Saccostrea echinata, 1182 nucleotides. Its product is annotated as beta-1,3-galactosyl-O-glycosyl-glycoprotein beta-1,6-N-acetylglucosaminyltransferase 3-like. Bases 1 to 1182 code for a protein of 393 amino acids. Gene Ontology annotation, cellular component: membrane. The transcript has 2 exons. Lineage: Eukaryota; Metazoa; Mollusca; Bivalvia; Ostreida; Ostreidae. Gene Ontology annotation, molecular function: acetylglucosaminyltransferase activity. The record is from RefSeq and is a predicted model, not a curated record.